Messenger RNA from Paramisgurnus dabryanus, 582 nucleotides. The record is from RefSeq and is a predicted model, not a curated record. Lineage: Eukaryota; Metazoa; Chordata; Actinopteri; Cypriniformes; Cobitidae.
AUGGGUGACUGCCAGCUGAGGAUGAUGAUGAAGAGACACAGUCCUCUGGUGGAGAGGCUUAGUGCAGUUUCAGUGCAGGAUUCAAUCAGGAUCAGACUCAUCCUCCCCUUCAGCACCUCAGAAGAACUUCUGCAGAAACUUUCACAGUUUCUGGAUAUAAGCGACAUGACAGAGCCAGCAACAAUAACCAGACCACUGAUAUCCUCUAAGCGUCACAAGAGUGUUAGGAAGAGUACAAGAAGGAUUUAUUCCCCAUACAACGAUGAUAACGGAGCAUCUGAUGAUGAAGAUAAGGAUGGAGAGAGAGUGGACAGUAAUGAUCCGGAGGAGAUGUUCCAGAACAUUCAGCAACAGAAGGAGAUCAUUGCCAACAUCCGAAUCAAACCCUGGCCAAUUAGACGCAAACUGAAAGUGCUUAAGCAGGCUAAAGAGAUGGUCCUCAAGUAUGAAGGCAGAUUGACCAGGACACGAGGUUACCAGGCAGCCGGAGCAGACUUGCUGAAGAAGAUUUCAAGAGUUCUUUACAACAUUGUUGUUUUGUUCGUACCUUGGGAGAUGAGGAUUAAAAAGAUUGAAAGUUAG